Jatropha curcas is the source of this 597-nucleotide messenger RNA. RefSeq names its product kirola. The record is from RefSeq and is a predicted model, not a curated record. Gene Ontology annotation, molecular function: protein phosphatase inhibitor activity; signaling receptor activity; abscisic acid binding. Gene Ontology annotation, biological process: abscisic acid-activated signaling pathway; defense response. NCBI's taxonomy places the organism in Eukaryota, Viridiplantae, Streptophyta, Magnoliopsida, Malpighiales, Euphorbiaceae.
CACCAUUAAGUUGUCAAAAACAAAAAAUCCAUUCAUAUGGCUCAACUAAAGAAGCUUCAAGCCCAAACAGAGAUCAAAUCUUCUGCUGAUAAGUUCUAUGAGAUUUUAAGGAGCAAAGCAUAUCUUAUACCAAAAAUCUGCCCUAAUUAUGUGAAGGACAUACGAGUUCUUCAAGGUGACUGGGACACUGUGGGCUCACUCAGGGUGUGGACUUAUGUUGCAGGGAAUUCUGAGACAGUUAAGGAGACUAUGGAAGCCAUAGACGAGAAAAGCAGGAGAAUCACCUUCAACAUGUUGGAAGGAGAGAUUAUGAACUACUACAAGAGUUACAAGCUAAGCAUGGAAGUCGCAUCAAUGGGUAAGGGCAGCUUGGUUAAAUGGACUGUGGAAUAUGAGAAACAAAAUGAAGAAAUCUCUCCUCCUCACAAGUAUUUGGAGUUUUUGGUAAACUUCAGCAAGAGUAUUGAUGCUUACCUUCUUACAAACAAAGCAGAGCAUCAAUUUGAUGAAUAAUAAUGUUGGUGCUAAUUACUUAUUAUAUAAAUAAGUGCUUCAAAUUAUGGCUCCAUUUUUAUCCUUUUAUGUUUAAAACAUACA